CUACACCAUCAACAAUUUCCUCUUCCUUCUUAUAGCACUUACCAUGGAAGAGAACAAGAAAAGUGUUGGUUUCACUGAAGAGCAAGAAGCUCUAGUGGUAAAGUCAUGGAAUGCAAUCAAGAAAAAUUCUGGAGACCUCAGUCUCAAGUUUUUCACCAAAAUACUGGAGAUUGCUCCACCAGCUAAGAAUAUGUUCUCAUUCUUAAAAGAUUCAAAUGUUCCUUUGGACCAAAAUCCUAAACUCAAGCCUCAUGCCAUGUCUGUCUUUCUCAUGACAUGUGAAUCGGCAGUUCAACUGCGUAAGGCUGGAAAAGUCACAGUGAGAGAGUCAAAUUUGAAGAAAUUAGGUGCCACUCAUUUCAAAACCGGUGUAAAAGAUGAACAUUUUGAGGUAACAAAGCAAGCACUAUUGGAGACAAUACAAGAAGCAGUAACUGAGAUGUGGUCAGAAGCUAUGAAGAAUGCAUGGGGAGAAGCUCAUGAUCAACUGGCCAAGGCCAUCAUAGCUGAAAUGAAAGAAGCUGCUAAUGCCAAUUUGAUAACAGCUAACAUGGAAGAGAACACAACUAGUUCUUUCACAGAGGAACAAGAAGCUCUUGUGGUCAAGUCAUGGAAUGCAAUCAAGAAAGACUCUGGAGAUCUCAGUCUCAAGUUUUUCACCAAAAUACUGGAGAUUGCUCCACCAGCAAAGCAACUCUUCUCAUUCUUAAAGGAUUCAAAUGUUCCUUUGGACCAAAAUCCUAAGCUCAAGCCUCAUGCCAUGUCUGUCUUUCUCAUGACAUGUGAAUCAGCGGUUCAACUCCAAAAAACUGGUAAAGUGACAGUGAGAGAAUCAAAUUUGAAGAAGUUAGGUGCUACUCAUUUCAAAACCGGUGUAAAAGAUGAACAUUUUGAGGUAACAAAGCGAGCACUAUUGGAGACAAUACAAGAAGCAGUGCCUGAGAUGUGGUCAGAAGCUAUGAAGAAUGCAUGGGGAGAAGCUCAUGAUCAACUGGCCAAAGCUAUCAUUGCUGAAAUGAAAAAAGCUGGACAAGAUCAGAAUGGCAUUUCCAAACCCUCCUCUUAGACUCUGUUUCUAUAUAAUAAUAAUAAUUAUGUUUUUUCUAAUUUCCUCUCAAUUUCAAUAAGUGAGUAUUGGUAACAAAAUUACGGUAGCACCGCGGUUUUGUUUAUGUUACAAAGAUUAGAUUUUGUGAAAUUAAGGUUGUUGGUUUUGAUUUUGUAAGACUCAUGGCAAGUUCAAUAAGUGUUGAUUA
Molecule: messenger RNA, 1256 nt
Organism: Vicia villosa (hairy vetch)
Lineage: Eukaryota; Viridiplantae; Streptophyta; Magnoliopsida; Fabales; Fabaceae
Product: non-symbiotic hemoglobin 0-like
Exons: 6
Coding region: 44-1066 (340 amino acids)
Molecular function (GO): heme binding; oxygen binding
Source: RefSeq, a predicted model, not a curated record